AUGAGCAGCACAUCCAUCCAGGACCCAUUUGCCCAGCGACUGUCCUCUGGCAGUGGGCAGACAUUACCAUCCCGACCCCUACAGCCCAUCUCUGAUCCCUCAGCUUCUAAGCGAGUAUGUUUCUACAAAAGCGGUGACUAUAAGUUCAGCGGGCAUCGCAUGGUCAUCAAUGCCCGCACCUUCAAGACAUUUGAAGCUCUACUGGAUGCUUUGUCCAAGAAAGUGCCUCUGCCAUUUGGAGUGAGGACAAUCACCACACCUCGCGGGACCCACCUUGUAAGGGGUCUAGAUGACUUACAGGAUGGGGGAUCUUAUGUGUGUUCUGAUCGAAAACGGGUGAAGCCUUUAAACCUGGUUGAAGUGAACCGGCGGCAGGUACCAUGGAAUACCACCAGACCCCUCAGCGCAGGGCGACGAAAGCGCCAAGGAUCCCAAUUUGUUCAGUUUGGCAGAAGGAAUGAGGUCAGGCCAGCAAAGGCCACAGAGAGGGCGGCAGUACGGACACCAAAGAGACUUGUGGUCAUAAAGAACAGGGAUCCCACUGUUAAACGCACAAUUGUGUUGCAGAAAAGAACAGCACCAACAUUUGACUCUUUGCUGGAUUACCUUUCCCAGAUCCUACAGUUCCCAGUGCUGAAACUCUACUCUACAGAUGGCAGAAGAGUUGAUGGUCUUGCUGCACUUAUCUUGUGUUCUGGAGUUGUUGUGGCAGCUGGCAACGAGCCAUUCAGAUUAGGAAACUACAGCUUUCACAGAACGGGCCAGAUGGCACAGGCCAUGUACAUGGAAACUAUGGAGCCAUCCAUGCUGCUGCCUAGAGCUCGUAAUGGAAGAGGCUCAAGAAACUUCUCCUCAUCGUCAGAGCGAUAUAUUGUCAACCAGAUAAACAAGUCUCGAAAUGGCAUGAACAGCCAACUGCAUCAUCACAAUGGAUCAUUUGAAACAGAAGUCAACCAGAGUCACGCAUCCUUGGAGACAUGUGGAAGUGGGAGGGCAGAUGAUGAGCAGCAAACGAGCAUUGUACCUCAGGAUGAUGACAUUGAAAAGUCUUUCCGUGUGAACCAGGAUGGCAGCAUGACUGUAGAAAUGAAAGUGCGUCUGACCAUUAAAGAGGAGGAGAUGCUCCACUGGACUACCACACUCAGCCGCUCCAGCCUUAGCAAGAGGACAGCUUGUGCCUCCAUUUCUGAGUCGGGCAACAGCUCACCUGACUCAAACAAUGCCAUUGCCAAAGACUCCUCUAGCAUCAGUGAGGAUGAAACUAAAGAGGAAAACCACCCGACUGGGGCCGGAAAGGGAGUCGGCUUUAACGACAAGCAAGUGUGUGAGGGCUACACUUCAAAAGCUUUGGGAAAAGCAAAAACAAGUUUCAAACGCACCCCUACGCCAGGUCCUCGACACGUUAAGAAGAAGGCGUCUGUUGAGAGUGUGAAGAUGGUGACAGAGUCAGGGGUUCAAGAGAGCACCUUGGGACAUUAUUCGUACAUGGAGAGGACGGCUGAUGGUGAGACAACUGAGGGAUACUGCGUUGUCAGACACAGCAGCAGCAGCAACCGGCCAAUCCCAAAGCCUAGGAAAACGGCGUCUGCAGAAGCAAGCAACAAAGGCUCCCACUCCUCCAUCAGGUCGUCAGGAGUAGCUGAGGUCCUUCAGUUACAGAAUAAUGGGAUUGAAAUUACAGAAACUGUUAUGCACAUCUAUGAGAGUCAAGGCUGCUUCGACAACUAUUUAGCAAAUGACGAAUAUAGCGCAGAUGGCGUACCUUUGCAGGGUUCCACUCCAGCAGCAGAUAGCAAACCGUCCACUGAGUCUGGGUUACGCUCAUCCAGCAAUGAUUGUGAUAUAGAUUUUAGCUGUCCUCCUUCUACUGCUGACCCACUACAAAGACAGAGAGAGGAGAUGUUAUCACUGUCAUCAGAGCCAAUAUCUCUAACACAUGAGAAGAAUAAAGAGGUGAUUAAACCUGAUAUGAAUAGCAAGAGUUCAACUUCAACAAGCAGCUCAGAUAAAAAGCUAAAUGAAUGCAUUAUAAGCCCCCCAAAAAAGAGCAAACAUUCAUCUACUGACAAGCUCAGCAAUGCCAGUAUGGGAAAAAAGAGUUCGAGUUCAUUAGAAAGUGCUAAAAGUGGUCAAAAAGGUAAAAGAAAGGAAAAGAAAGCAGAAAAGUCUCUGUCCAAGAAAUCAAUUAAAGAUGAGAAGACACCCAAGAAGGACUCAGCCUUAUUAGGUAGCACUGAAAAUGUGAAAAGGACCCCACCUAAGAGACAGAGCACGAAUAAAGUGACUGCUAAAGACAAUGGCCAUAAUGUAAAUACCCCAACCGGAAGGCCUCAAUUAAAAAAGAACAUGUCAGACAUUUUACAACCGAAAAAAUCACUUCUGCCAGGCAGAAAGACAGUGAGCAAACCUUCAUCCAUCACUGAAAACAAAAUACCAUCACCUAAAACCUCUUUAGAGUUAAGUGAGAGUGUUUCAAUGCCUUCCCUGAAUCCUACGCCCUCUGACAUCCACCAAUAUGUCGAGAACUGGUUGGAGAAUGUCAGCCAAGACCAGGUGCCAUACACGGAGUCGAUCCCAGAUGAAUCAGAACCACGGUCAAAGGUUGUGUUUAAAAUAGGUUGUGAUUCUGAAUCAGAUGAAAUGAGUGAAUGUCAGAAUAAUUUAAAUGAAUAUUACCCAUUGCCUGGUGAUGCUAUCAAGAAAUCUACUUCUUGUUUAUCAGUUCCUCUUUACCAUGAACGGCCAGAAACAACUGUGCCGUACAAUGAACAGAAAACAAGAGGUUUAUGCGUUUCAAUGCCAAGUGUCAGAGUGGAUUCUGUACACGAGGAAAACACAUUGAGGGCACAUAAAUCUGCAGAGGCCAUCGGGCCAAAUGAGAGUGAAUCAACUUCGUCCAACAUCUUAAGUCCCACAGCAAAGUUAAAACCUGUUCUACGGCAACUUUGUUCAUCAAUUCAGUGCAUCAGAAGGCCGUCCGACACCAACACACCAUCCAAUCUCGAGAAGUCUACCAGCCUUCCUGAUUUCUCAACACAAGUAGCUUCAGUGUUUGGCACGCCGUGCAAAGCAUUUCUGUCAUUCUUGUCAGUGAUGACUCUGAGAGAUAGCCUAACGGGCUCUGCGCUGGGAGACAGUAACCAGUCAAGAAGCACCUCCGAGGCCAUGCUAAUGAUGGAAUCCCUGCAGAAAAUUUCUGCCAUUGAUGACGAGGAAGAGCAGAGAGCAAGUCUUACAGAUCUGCAAAGCAGAGCAUCCUCUCAGUUUAGAGAGCGUUGGAAGGAUUUCCAGAUUUUGAGGGAGAGGCUUGAAAGUGAACCACUUUCUCCCAAAGUAUCAGAAACUGAGUUUGCCCUGGAUGUUCUCUCCGAUGGAGGUGACGUAUUUGAGGAUCAGCAUCUGGGUAUUGAUGAGCUAUUGGAGGAACUGAACAUGCCGCAAGACCUCAGAGCCGAGAUUUCUUCAACAAUCCAACAAACUAGAAGUUUUUAUCCUGUGGAGGAGAGCACUUUUAUAGAAACUGACAGAAACCAGUCAGAAUCAGAGGAAGAUGUGGAAAAAUUUGUUGACGAAUGCAAUGAUGAAACAAAACAAUCAACAGAUCCUGACGCUACAUGCGUAGUUGAGGACAUUACUGGAAAAAACAAGGAUAAUGAUGAUGGAGAUACAGGUGAUUUAAAUAAAAUGCAAUCCAUGCAUUCUGAACAGGUAAAGAUGAUGGGAGAGUCAGAGCAAGAGGUUGAUGAUGUUGAGGAAACAGGCGUUGAUGUGAAAGGUUCAGAAGCAGAUGAGGCCCUGGAGGUCAAAGAAAAUGAGACAGAAGAAAAGGAAGAUGAAGACCAGGUAGAGGAGAUUGAAGAAGAUAGGGAGGGGGAGAAGGACAGAGAGGGUGGAGAAACAAAAGAGAUAAACAACGAUGGUGAAGAGCUUGAAAAUAUGGAAGAGGAAAAGGAGGAAGAAAAAGAAGAGGAGGCAGUGAAGGAAGAUGAUGAGGGGCAGGAAGAAUGGGAAGCAGAGAAAGGAAAUGGCGGGGAAUCUGUUGAGAAAGUAGAGGAAGGGACAGAGGAAGAGAUGACAACAGAUGAGAAGGAUAAAUUAGAAGGAGAGAAAGAAGUGGUUAAGGAGACAGAGGAGGGAUUCAUGAAUGAAGAACAUCAAGAAGCAAGAGAGGACGACAAUGUUGAAGAGACAGAUGAGAGAGAGAUUGUUCAGGAGACAGUGGAGGAAGAGGAGGGGAAGGAUGAGGUUGAAGAAGAAGCGACAGGCGAGGAAGAAAAGGGGGAAGAAGAAGAAGAAGCAGAAGAGGUUGUUGAGGAGACAGAUGAAAAUAUUAUCAAAAAGCAGGAGGAAGAAGAGGAGGGGGAGAAGGAAGAAGUGGUUACUGAGAGCAAUGUAGGGGAAGAAGUAGAUGAGUUUAUUGAAGAGGGAGAGGAGGGAGAGGAGGGAGAAAUCAUUGAUGAGGCAGAGGAGAAAGAAGUAGAUGUGGUUAAUGAGAAUGAUGUAGAGGAGGAAGUGGAGGAAGAUAAUGAGGAUACGGAGGAGGUAGAAAACAUUGUUGAUGAGGUGGAGGAGAACGAAGAAGAAGAAGUGGAUGUGGUAACUGAGAACGAUGUAGAGGAGGAAGUGGAGGAAGAUGUUGAGGAGACAGAGGAGGAAGAGGAGGUACAAGACUUCAAAGAUGAGAUGGAGGAGAGAGAAGAAGAGGACGUGGAUUUGGUUAUAGAGAACGAUGUAGAGGAGGAAGUGGAGGAAGUUAUUGAGGAGACAGAGGAGGAAGAAGAGGUACAAGACUUCAAAGAUGAGAUGGAGGAAAGAGAAGAAGAGGAGGUGGAUGAAGUUAUAGAGAAUGAUGUAGAGGAGGAAGUGGAGGAGGUUAUUGAGGAGACAGAGGAGGAAGAAGAGGUAGAAGACUUCAAAGAUGAGAUGGAGGAGAGAGAAGAAGAAGAAGUGGAUGUGGUUAUUGAGAACGAUGUAAAGGAAGAAGUGGAGGUUAUUGAGGAGACAGAUGAGGAAAAGGAGGAAGAAAACAUCAUUGAUAAGGUAGAGGAGAAAGAAGAGGAAGUGGAAAUGAUAACUGAGAAUGAUGGAGAGGACGAGGUGGAGGACAUUAUUGAGGAUACAGAUGAAGAAGAGGAGGUAAAAAACAUUGAUGAGGUGGAGGAGAAAGAAAAGGAAGAAGUUGAUGUGGUUUCUGAGAAUGAUGUAGAGGAAGAAGUGGAGGAGGUUGUCGAGGAGACAGAGGAGAAAGAGGGGGAAGAAAAUAAGGUAGAAGCCUUCAAUGGUGGGAUGGAGGAGAAAGAAGAAGAGGAAAUGGAUGUGGUUAGUGAGAAUGAUGUAGAGGAGGAAGUGGAGGAUGUUAUUGAGGAGACAGAAGAGGAAGCACAGGAGGAGGUUAUUGAGGAGGAGGAAGAGGAGGAAGAAAACAUCAUUGAUCAAAUGGAGGAGGACGAGGAAGAGGAAGUAGAUGUGGUUACUGAGAAUGAUGUAGAAGAGGACGCAAGGGAAAUGAUUGAGGAGACAGAUGAGGAAGAGGAGGCAGAAAAUAUAAGGGAAGAUUUAGAUGUGGAGGAGGAGGAAGAAGAAGAAAUGGAUGUGGUUAUUGAGGAAAGGAAUGAGAAAGAGGACAUAACUGAGGUGGUUAGUGAGGAAAACAAUGAGGAGGAAGAGCAGGAUGGUGAUGCUGAGGUUAUAGAUACAGAAGAAAGAAUCAGGGUGAUCACAGAUGAGGAGGAGGAGGAAGAGGAAGAAGAAACUGACAAGGACACAGAAGAGGAAGAAGAAGGUUAUGGAGGGAGCAGAAAAGAGCUUGAGAACGUAGAAGACAGUCAGGAGGAAAAAUCUGUUGAAGAGGAAGAAGCAGAGGAGUUGGAGACUGAAGAAAAUAUGAAAGCAGGGCACACAUUAGAAGAAGAGGAGAGGGAAGAUAAUGAUGAAGAAAAUGAGCUGAACGAAGAAUUAGACCAGGUGGAAGAACAAGAAGAUGUAGACAAUUCUGCUGAUGAUAAGAAUUGUAAAAACCUGCUAGAGGAGGCCUCCUAUUUGCAGCAGCAUUGUAGUAGUCAUGACGAAGCAAAUGCAGAACUCAACACUGAAUCACCAACCAAAUAUUCCUCUGAGGGGCAGUGUGAGUUUGAUAAAGGCAAUGGAACGGACACUGCUGAUGAACUUGAAACAGACGUGGCAGGGGAGUGUCAUGAGGAAAGAAGCAACAGCCAACCACAUCCAGUGGAAAUAUCACAGCAGUUACUUGACUUUGUUAACUCAGCCCUGCAGUCCUCUUCACUUACAUUCACAUAUGACGCUCGGGGGAACAUUAGGAUUGAGCCAGAUAAUGCUCGAGUCGUACAAACUAACCAAACUGUUAUUCCAAAAACUAGAGAGGAUAGUUCAUAUGGCUUAAAACGUCUCCCGAGCCCGAGCACCUCUGAUUUAACUGAUUACAGACCAGAAACUUCGGAAAGCGGCGGAUAUAAAACUCAGGAGUCUGUAGAUGUUGUCACAGAGAGUGGAGAAGAGGCUUUAGAGAGACCUUUUCCAGUCUACAGACGGAAGACUCAUAUCCCUAAUGAGAGAACAAAUGUGGAGACAGCUGUAUCCAAAGUGACUGUUGCAAGUAAUUCAGAAGUCUUGCAAAGUUCCAGAUUAAAAAGUCCAGACAGUUUCUCUUCCUUUGAUUCGGGCACCAAAGCCUCAAGGGAGGAUCUGUCUUAUUUCAGUGCUACAAGCUCAUUAAAGGCAGAUGCUGAAGCUGCACCAGAGGCCGCGCAGUGUGUUUCUUUCACCUCAGGAAAGGACACAACUGAUGGGGUUUUGAUUGAUCGAGGAAGGUGGCUACUCAAGGAGAACCACCUCAUAAGAAAAUCUCCUCCAGUCUCCCUGGGGAUGUAUGGUAAUUUGGAUAGCACUUCCAUUGAUACAGGUCAGGAGAACGAUAGCGAGGAUUCCCUACCUCAUUAUAAAACCCAGCACAACCCUCUUGUAGCCAUCUCUUCAUCAGAGCUUGAGGAGAUGGCGAAGCCUCAAACUCCGAAGUGCACCUAUUACAACAUGCCACAUGGGAGUGAUUCUGACCCGUUUUUUGACGAUUCCAGUAUCCACAGUGGGAAAAAGGAUACAAGCAGUGUCAAAGGGAGAGGCUUCAGGGUUUCACCUACUAUUGAUACCUCCAAAACGUGGUCAAAUAAAAAUGGUAGUCUGUCAUCAUUUGCAUCAGUUGAGUUUAAAAUACCAGACAGGAAAGUGCAUCCUGAGGGGGAGUCGUCAGCUGUGACAAAUGCAAGAAGGACACCUAGUGGAGGAGGUAGAGCACUGCAAGCACAAGACUCCCUGGAUACAAUACGUGUGAGGUGUGGACAAUACUGUCCAAUAUUAUGAAAGCUGGACAUUAUAUUUCAUAGAAAUAUUUACACAAACAUGUCCAGUGUGUGCUAUUAUUCUUGGUUAUGAUUAUUUUGUUGUAUGUUUCUAAAAUUAUCAAGUAAUCUUACACAUAAACCUUUUUGCAGGCCCACCAGACCUAUAGACAUGUGGUGACUGAGGAGAGUUGUGCCUCUUAUUCAAGUUUCAGUAUAGUCAAAACUGUACGUUUACAGACUUUAAUUUUGUCUUUAAGGUGGUGAAUGAUGGGAUCCACAAUCAAAAAUUGAAUGUAAAAAUAUCAGCAAGUAAGAACAUUUUUUUACUGAUUCAUUGCUUACUGCACAUAACUGUUAUUUAUUAAUACAAGUACUUAAACAACUACGUCAUUCAUUUUUUGUUGAAGGUACUACAUCAAAGAGAUUUUAUUUCUUGUCAUAUUUUAUUGUUUGGGUUCUUGAAUGUGCAAUGCACAUUAAGUUAUUUUCUAAGACAGCUGUGGAUAUUAUAAUAUUUAUAUUGCUCUGCAGGAUUAUGUCAUUUGACAACUUAAAAAGAACUGACAACUGAUUAACCUGGGAGCACAAAAUCCAUAAAUUGA
Seriola aureovittata is the source of this 7957-nucleotide messenger RNA. RefSeq names its product oxygen-regulated protein 1 (gene rp1). The coding region runs from base 1 to 7374 and encodes 2457 amino acids. Gene Ontology annotation, biological process: photoreceptor cell development; axoneme assembly; retina development in camera-type eye. Gene Ontology annotation, cellular component: axoneme. The transcript has 3 exons. NCBI's taxonomy places the organism in Eukaryota, Metazoa, Chordata, Actinopteri, Carangiformes, Carangidae. The record is from RefSeq and is a predicted model, not a curated record.